CUCUGAAAGUAAAACUAAUUAAAUAUCACAUCUUUGUGACAUGGUUAGGUUUAAUAUCUUUAAAUAUAAACUCAGUUUUGUAUUAAUUAUAAACWGCCGUAAAAUCUCAGCUGUUUUAUCCCAGCUUCUCUGAACGCAGCAUUAAAGCCCCGCCCCCCGGCUGCUCGUUUACUUCCGGUGUGGAAGAACAUGGCGGCUGUUGGCCGGGAUCACUAACAGGUUUCCUGUAGACGGACUGAUCACUGACAGGGUUGAAUCGACAGGUUUUCCUCCAGCUGAGAGCUCCACACUGUUCAGAUGAUGGAUCAGGUGUGACCGGACCCAGGUGGACCUGUUCAGACCCGGUCAGACCCAGGUGGACCUGUCCAGACCUGGUCAGACCCAGGUGGACCCGGUCAGACCCGGUCAGACCCUCUCAGACAUGGAGAAGUUCGGGAUGAGUUUCGGAGGUGGUCCCAGCAGGAAGGAGCUCCUGGACACCAUCGAGUCCCAGAAGAAGCAGCUGGUCCAGUACCAGACCCGCUUCAAGGACGUGGUCCGGGCCUACAAGAGUCUCCUGAAGGAGAAGGAGGCCCUAGAGGCCAGUCUGAAGGUCCUGACCGUGACCCAGGACGUGGACCUGACCCGGCAGAGGCAGGAGGUCCCUGCAGGUCCGGACCUGCUGGAGGACGGCUCGUCCCUGCACAGUGAGGACAGCGUGGACACGUCCUCUGUGGACGCAGCCGGUCAGACYGCCAGGGGGGACCAGACUGAGGAGGACCAGGCAGGACCGGCUCGGAGGUCCAGCUCCACGGCGGAUGGAGACAGCAGCAGCAGCAGCGUGGAGGCGGAGCAUCAACAGGCCCCGCCCCCUGCCAGCGUGGAGGCGGAGCGUCGUCUGGUCCAGCUGAGGAGCCAGCUGAGCACGCUGACCGCCUCCCUGGCCACGGUGACCCAGGAGAAGUCCCGCAUGGAGGCCAGCUUCCAGGCCGACAAGCGUCAGCUGAAGCAGGAGGUGGAGGAGCUGCAGGAGCGCCUGCUGGCUGCCGCCGCGCACCAGGAGGCGGAGCUUAGCUCGCUGCAGCAGCAGCUGGCAGAGAGCCGCGCCCGCGUCAUCACGCAGCAGCACGAGCGCCAGCAGGAGCAGGGAGACCACGGCCAGCAGCUCAGGGAGCUGCAGAGCCUCCUGCAGCAGGAGAGAGACCUCCGGCAGGACGCAGAGCUCCGCCUCCACGACGCYGACCACGCCCUCAGCGCCACCUCACAGGCCCUGGACCGGGGGGCGGAGCUAGAGGCCAGCUUCAAGCAGGUGAGGCAGGAGAGGGACGACCUGAGGGCCAGACUGCAGGAGUUCCUGGAGGACCAGCAGAGACCAGAUCCCAGAGUCCAGGAGCUGCAGCGAGACCUGCAGGACCUGAAGACCUCCUUCCAGCAGCAGAUCCACAUGGAGACCAGGAAGGUGUCUGAGGCRGAGGACCGGACCCGGGAGCGGGCCCAGGCUGCAGAGCAGCGGGUGGCGGGUCUGGAGCAGAGGGUCUCGGAGCUGUCCCAGCUGCUGGGCUCCUGUGAGAAGGCCCGGCAGCGGGACCAGCAGGCGGCUCAGAGACUCAGAGACCGGAUCCUGCAGCUGGACACGGAGAACAAGACCCUGGCCCUGGCCGCCUCCAGCAGGUCCAGCAGGGACCCGGGUCCUGAUGAGUCCCAGCUGAGCGUGGCGGCGCUGCAGGACAAGCUGCAGAACCUGAAGAAGCUGCUGCUGCUGGCCUCGCAGGGCCACCCGGACCUCAACAUCCAGGACCUGGCCCGGACCGAGGAGGACCUGGUUCGGUCCGAGGUGGACCCGGACCGGGCCUCGGCCCUGGCCUACCAGCAGGAGCUGCAGCAGCUGAAGGAGGAGUUUGAGCGCUACAAGGUGCGGGCCCAGGUGGUCCUGAAGAACAAGACGGUGAAGGACGGCUGCCAGGCCAAGGAGCUGGAGCAGGUCCGGGACCAGCUGGACCAGGUCCGGGACCAGCUGGCCGAGCUGCGGGAGAAGUACAUCAACCUGAGGGUCCAGAGCGACGAGGCCGAGGACCAGCACCGCCUGCAGCUGGAGCAGCGGCAGCAGCAGGCCGCCGCCCUGCAGCACGCCCACCGGCAGGAGCUGGAGCGUGUGGAGGCGCAGCACCGUGACCAGCUGCURCGGCUGGAGGCGGAGCUUCACAAGCAGCGGGAGCGCACCAUGAAGCUGCUGGACGACAAGGACCGGGAGCUGGACCGGCUGAGGAGCGCCGCCRUCAGCCGCGAGGUCGUCAGCCGCGAGGUCGCCGCCGGGCAGGAGGCCGGCUCCGACUGCGAGGGCGACGUCAUCAGCCAGGCCCUGCGACAGGCCACGCCCACCGAGUCCACGCUGCUGCUGUACGCCGAGCAGCUGGCCCGCAAGGAGGCGGAGGCGGGCGGCCUGCGGCGCCACAAGCACCUCCUGGAGGAGGAGCUCCACCAGCUGCAGGCCAAGCUCAUCGCCAACGCCGAGCGCCACGAGGACGAGACGGCCCAGCUCAGGGACCGCCUCCACAAGCUGGGCCGGGACCAGAGCCGCGAGGGCGCCAACCUGGAGUACCUGAAGAACGUGGUGUACAGGUUCCUGACGCUGCAGGACGCCAGCGGGCGGCGCCAGACGCUCGGCGCCAUCGUCACCAUCCUGCACUUCAGCCCGCAGGAGAAACAGGAAGUGAUGAAGCUGCAGGGCUCCGCCUGGUGGGGCCCCGCCUUCAGGAGAAACAGGAAGUGAUGAAGCUGCAGGGCUCCGCCUGGUGGGGCCCCGCCUUCAGGUGAAGUCGAAGCCCCGCCUUCACGUGGAGUCGAAGCCCCGACUUCACGUGGAGUCAAAGCCCCGCCUUCACGUGGAGUCCAGGCCCCGCCUUCAGGAGAAACAGGAAGUGAUGAAGCUGCAGGGCUCCGCCUGGUGGGGCCCCGCCUUCAGGUGAAGUCGAAGCCCCGCCUUCASGUGGAGUCGAAGCCCCGCCUUCACGUGGAGUCAAAGCCCCGCCUUCACGUGGAGUCAAAGCCCCGCCUUCACGUGGAGUCCAGGCCCCGCCUUCAGGAGAAACAGGAAGUGAUGAAGCUGCAGGGCUCCGCCUGGUGGGGCCCCGCCUUCAGGUGAAGUCGAAGCCCCGCCUUCAGAUGAAGUCGAAGCCCCGCCUUCAGGUGAAGUCGAAGCCCCGCCUUCAGGUGAAGUCGAAGCCCCGCCUUCAGGUGAAGUCGAAGCCCCGCCUUCAGGUGAAGUCGAAGCCCCGCCUUCACGUGGAGUCAAAGCCCCGCCUUCACGUGGAGUCCAGGCCCCGCCUUCAGGAGAAACAGGAAGUGAUGAAGCUGCAGGGCUCCGCCUGGUGGGGCCCCGCCUUCAGGUGAAGUCGAAGCCCCGCCUUCAGGUGAAGUCAAAGCCCCGCCUUCAGGAGAAACAGGAAGUGAACAGAUAUGAAGUUUAUUUUGAAAAGAAACAAAACUCUUUCCUGUUUUUGUGAAAAAAAUAAACUGAUUUAUUCUGUGAACUUCGAUCCAUUUAUAGUUUUAUUAAAUAUGAAACAGAUCGUCUGAAAAACUGUUACUUUAUUAUCAGCGUUAAUGUGGGAGGAGUCAAAGGUCAGGUACGGUCCAUACUACCAGGGUUCAACGAGUUUUUUUGUUUUACCUGCCUGAAACAAAAAUGUUAAAAUUAGAUAAAGAAAAACGUGUACUGUAUUUGUACUACAGAUAUAUUAACAUGGUUACUCAGGUACAUAAUAUAUGUUGUAUUUCAGGGUCUCCUGUUUGUUUCAUGACAUCUGAUUAAACUACGUCACCAACAGUCAA
Messenger RNA from Austrofundulus limnaeus, 3810 nucleotides. It is a transcript of the gene gcc1, whose product is annotated as GRIP and coiled-coil domain containing 1. Bases 422 to 2749 code for a protein of 775 amino acids. The record is from RefSeq and is a predicted model, not a curated record. Gene Ontology annotation, cellular component: Golgi apparatus. The transcript is spliced from 5 exons. Lineage: Eukaryota; Metazoa; Chordata; Actinopteri; Cyprinodontiformes; Rivulidae.